Molecule: messenger RNA, 1326 nt
Organism: Panicum virgatum (switchgrass)
Lineage: Eukaryota; Viridiplantae; Streptophyta; Magnoliopsida; Poales; Poaceae
Product: O-methyltransferase ZRP4-like
Exons: 2
Coding region: 36-1103 (355 amino acids)
Biological process (GO): methylation
Molecular function (GO): protein dimerization activity; S-adenosylmethionine-dependent methyltransferase activity; O-methyltransferase activity
Source: RefSeq, a predicted model, not a curated record
CAAUAUACAAGAGACGGCAGCAGUUGCAUAGAACCAUGGAGCUAGCGGGCCAGGCCUUGCUUGACGCUCAGCUUGACCUCUGGCAAAACACAUUCGCCUAUGUCAAGUCCAUGGCCCUCAAAUCUGCCAUAGACCUCCGCAUCGCCGAGACCAUCCAACACCAUGGAGGCGGUGCCACCCUCUCCCAAAUAGCCACCAGAGCUAUGGUCCCUCCGGCCAAGAUCCCCUGCUUGAGCCGCCUCAUGCGCGUGCUCACGGCCACUGGUGUCUUCAACGCCCAAAAGACACGAUCGGGCAUUAGCAGCUGCGAGCAGCUCUUUUACUCGCUCACACCGAUGUCCUGCCUCCUUGUUGGCUCACGAAACCAGGCCCCCAUCACCACUAUGUUACUCCAAUCGACCCUCGUCUCCUCCUUGUUUGAGCUUGGUGGGUGGCUCCGGCGUGAGCUGCCCGAACCAUGCAUGUUCCAGCUGAGGAACGAUCACACACUUUGGGAGCUAGCCGACAGUGACCCAAAGUUCAACGCGCUCUUCAACAACGGGAUGAACUCAGACACUGAAUUCAUCAUGGACAUUGUUGUCAACGAGUUCGGGGAGGUAUUCCACGGGGUAGACUCAUUGAUCGACGUCGCUGGGGGACAUGGCGCCGCGGCACAUGCCAUCAUGAAGGCGUUCCCGCAUCUGAAAUGCAGUGUGCUAGACCUUGGCCAUGUUGUUGCAGAUGCUCCCAACGACACCAACGUGCACUAUAUCGCUGGCAAUAUGUUUGAGACUGUGCCACCAGCGAGCAUGAUAUUUCUCAAGUGGGUCUUGCAUGACUGGGGCGACGAAGAAUGUGUCAAGAUAUUGAAGAACUGCAAAGAAGCUAUUGCUCCAAGAGACAAAGGUGGAAAGGUGGUAAUCAUAGAUAUUGUGAUUGGUGCAGGACAGUCCGACAAGCAGCGGAAAGAGAUGCAGGUCGUCUUUGAUCUGUUCAUCAUGUUUAUCAACGGCAUUGAGAGAGAUGAGAACCAGUGGAAGAAGAUCUUCUUCGAAGCAGGAUUCCGCGACUACAAGAUAACACCAGUUCUUGGCGUUCGGUCAAUCAUUGAGGUCUACCCAUGACGUCCAUGCAAUAUAUCAGCAAUUCAGCAUCUUUUCCAAUAAGUUUUAAAUAAGUUUGCAUGUUGACAGACAGUGGGGUGUGUGUGUGUGACGAGUUUUAUCGACACUCGCGUGUAGUUACUCUCAUUAUCAGUAUACUGCUGUGUGUAUGUCCCCAUACACAUUUAUCAUUUUGAGUAUGUUCAUAUAAUAAUUCUAAGGAUAUAUAUGAAAAAUUCCAAAA